Yarrowia lipolytica CLIB122 is the source of this 573-nucleotide messenger RNA. RefSeq lists its product as uncharacterized. Gene Ontology annotation, cellular component: TRAPP complex; cytosol; cis-Golgi network membrane. The record is from RefSeq and is a predicted model, not a curated record. Gene Ontology annotation, biological process: intra-Golgi vesicle-mediated transport; endoplasmic reticulum to Golgi vesicle-mediated transport. Lineage: Eukaryota; Fungi; Ascomycota; Dipodascomycetes; Dipodascales.
AUGUCGAAAGCUAUGCGAGCAGUAGGAGAGGAUGUCUGGAAGACCAAGGUGGACAAGGUGAACUCCGAACUUUUCAAACUCACAUACGGCUCAAUAGUCGCACAACUGUGCAAAGACUACAAUGGCGACUACUUAGCUGUCAACAAACAGCUCGACAAGAUGGGAUACAACAUUGGUCUACGACUCAUUGAAGACUACUUUGCCAAAACCAACACUGGCCGAUGUCACAACUUCAAAGACACUGCUGAGGCUGUGUCCAAGGUCGGGUUCAAAAUCUUCCUCAACACCACACCUGCAAUUGCCAACUGGGCUCAGGACGGCAAGCAAUUCUCUCUCAUUUUCGAGGAGAACCCGCUCAGUGACUUCGUCGAACUGCCCGAUGACGGCAGAGCAUACAAGGAGCUGUGGUACUCGAACGUGCUGGCUGGUGUGAUUCGAGGUUCGCUAGAAAUGGUCCAGAUGGAGGUUGAGGCGUUCUUUGUCAGCGACAAUCUGCGAGGAGACGACACGACGGAGCUGAGAGUGCGGCUGGUGAAGAUUCUCGAAGAUGAAAUUCCUCUAGGAGAGGAUUAG